Messenger RNA from Carica papaya (papaya), 2319 nucleotides. RefSeq lists its product as uncharacterized. The record is from RefSeq and is a predicted model, not a curated record. NCBI's taxonomy places the organism in Eukaryota, Viridiplantae, Streptophyta, Magnoliopsida, Brassicales, Caricaceae.
UCAAUUUUCUCCAUUUAAGAAUUAAAUUUGUCGUUUAUUGCCCCCAUUAUUUUAUCAUAUUUUCACUAUUCACUCCCUCUGCCUCGGUUUUGUAAACCCCUCCAGAUUUGAAUCAGGAAGGAACUCUCCUCAUUCCUUCUCCUUCUCCUUCUCCUUCUUCUCUCGGGGAUAUAUUUGUAUCCGACUACCUCACUUUCAGUGGACCCUUUUCAAGUUGAAAGCUCUUCAACUCUUUCAUGGCGCUUACACUGUUAGCGACUUGUUGAAGAAUUUCUUUUUCCAGCUUUUUCUUUCUCACUGACGGCGGCAACAUUCCUCGUUUUUUUUUUUUUUUUCUUUUCUGUUAAAAAAGAUACAGCAUUGUCGAUUCUUGUGGAUUCUAGUGAUGGCUCAAAAACACUUGAGGGAGUUACUGCAGGACGAUCAAGAACCUUUCCUGCUUAAAAACUUCAUUGCCGAUCGCCGGUUACAGCUCAAGCGAUCGUCGCCCAACACCCAGUUAAAAGUCAAAAAACAAAGACCCGUCUCGACUAGCUCCAGCUUCCCAGAAAAUUUCUGCAAGAACGCUUGUCUUUUCUCCUUCCAUGAGUCUCCCGACCUGAGGAAAUCUCCUUUGUUUAGUUUCCCAUCUCCGGCGAAGAGCCCCUGCAGAAGUCCCAACACAAUAUUUCUUCACAUUCCGGCAAGAACCGCUGCUCUUCUGCUUGAAGCAGCUCUUAGAAUUCAGAAACAGUCAUCGUCAUCAUCGUCUAAAGCCAAAACUCAGAACAAAAGCAACGGGUUUGGGCUAUUUGGGUCCAUUUUGAAGAGACUAACUCAUCGGAAUCGGAACCGUAAGCGUGAGAUUGUCGGUGACGGUGUUAAGGUGUCGGUGAAAGAUAUCUUGAGGUGGGAUUCUUCAGUAGGACGUAAUAGAGUUUGCAGUGAGAGAAGAAGCAACGAAAUAAAGAAGGAAAAAAAGGUGGGUGUGGAGGAAGAGAAAAGUGCUUAUGAAACGGGCUUUUCUUGUGCCUGCAACGGUAGACCUAGCAGUGCUGUUUGGUCGGAGAGCAACGAGGAGAAAUCUUUAGACACCUCAAGCAGUAGCCAUUCCGAUGAUUAUGAAGAGAUUGAGUUAGCAUCAAAAAUCAUUUUAGGCAAUGCAAGUUUCGCGUCUUGCGAUAAUCACUUCUGUGAAAGCCCUUUUCACUUUGUACUCGAAAGAAGUCCUUCCCCCGGAUGCCGGACUCCGGACUUCUCGUCACCGGCGUCAUCCCCGACUCGCCGGAAAACAGAGGACGAAGAGAAUUACGAAGUGGAAAGCUUAAAGAAAUUACAGGUUGAAGAAGAAGAUGAAGAAGGUAAGGAGCAAUGCAGUCCAGUUUCUGUAUUGGACCCUCCUUUCGAGGACGAUGACGACGGACACGUGGACGAUGAGGAUGGGGACAACAACGAUUUCGAUCUUGAAUGCAGCUAUGCAAUUGUACAGAGAGCAAAGAAGCAGUUAUUGCACAAGCUGCGUAGAUUUGAGAAACUUGCUGGAUUGGACCCAGUGGAACUCGAAAAACAAAUGUUAGAAUCCGAGCAAGACAAAGACGAAGACGAAGACGAAGAUGAAGACGAAGACAUUGAUAAUGACAAUGACACAGAGGAAGAUGAGGACUACUCCGAACACCAUGAGUCAGUUUCAUUCUACAGUGAAACUGAAUUUGUCCAGCAAGUACUUAAAUCAAACUUCAAGAAUUCGAGACGAAUUCCCGGAGGGAUCAAGAGGUUGGUCUCCGACCUCGUCAGAGAAGAAGAAGAAGAAGAAGAAGAAGAAGAAGAAGAAGAAGGGACUUGUAAAAAUGGCAGCUGCCUUGACAGAGAAGUAGUGGUGAAGCGGGUGUGCAAGAGAUUGGAUUCAUGGAAAGAGGUGGAAUCCAACACCAUUGACAUGAUGGUGGAACAAGAUUUCAGAAAGGAACUCGAUGGGUGGAAAACGAACCACGAGCAGGUCCAAGAGACUGCACUGGAGAUCGAAUUCUCCAUUUUCAGAUUGCUGGUGGCGGAGCUGUCUGACGAACUGGUUUCAUUUACAUGAGAGGAGAAUUUUUGGAAGCUAUGAUGGUUAUUCUGUAUUGAAGUUUUGGUUUUUUGCUUAUUAACUUGUGAUUUUUCAAUAAUGUCAAGGAGUACAGUCUAACUCGGAACAACGAACAACGAAAUUAGGAAAAAAUUUUAGAAGAGAAAACGAUCCGAGGAGGAUCUGGUUUUUCUAGGCAGCAUAGUAGCUUAUUUAGUUAUAUAAUUAUAUGUAUAUGCUUCAUGUAUGUAAUAUGGGAGCUGUAUUUAUCCUCC